CAACAACAAACCAGAGGAGGGCUUAAAAGAACUCAGAAAAGCUGCAUGCUGGAAUAGAAUGGAGAAUGCUGGAGACACCCUAACCAUGGAGGAAACGGCUACCUAUCUGACCCCAAAACGACUUGAGGAAACUGUUUCCACGGUCCUGCUGCAGAGGGGAAGCACAGUCGUCAAGAAGAGAGUGGGGUCAGGAUCAAAACACAUUUAGUGUGACUUACGGAAAGAAAACAUUUUCCCUCUUUGAACCUCUCUGGAUACAGUCAUUUUGCCUCUACUUGAGGAUCAACUGUUCAACCUCAAUGGCCUUUCAGGACCUUCUGAGUCACGCUGGUGACCUGUGGAGAUUCCAGAUCCUUCAGACUGUUUUUCUCUCAAUCUUCGCUGUUGCUACAUACCUUCAUUUUAUGCUGGAGAACUUCACUGCAUUCACACCUGGCCAUCGCUGCUGGGUCCACAUCCUGGACAAUGACACUGUCUCUGACAAUGACACUGGGACCCUCAGCCAGGAUGCACUCUUGAGAAUCUCCAUCCCACUGGACUCAAACAUGAGGCCAGAGAAGUGUCGUCGCUUUGUUCAUCCCCAGUGGCAGCUCCUUCAUCUGAAUGGGACCUUCCCCAACACAAGUGAUGCAGACAUGGAGCCCUGUGUGGAUGGCUGGGUGUACGACAGAAGCUCCUUCUCGUCCACCAUCGUGACUGAGUGGGAUCUGGUAUGUGACUCUCAAUCACUGACUUCAGUGGCUAAAUUUGUAUUCAUGGCUGGAAUGAUGGUGGGAGGCAUCCUAGGCGGUCAUUUAUCAGACAGGUUUGGGAGAAGGUUCGUGCUCAGAUGGUGUUACCUCCAGGUCGCCAUUGUUGGCACCUGUGCAGCCUUGGCUCCCACCUUCCUCAUUUACUGCUCACUACGCUUCUUGUCUGGGAUUGCUGCAAUGAGCCUCAUAACAAAUACUAUUAUGUUAAUAGCCGAGUGGGCAACACACAGAUUCCAGGCCAUGGGAAUUACACUGGGAAUGUGUCCUUCUGGUAUUGCAUUUAUGACCCUGGCAGGCCUGGCUUUUGCCAUUCGAGACUGGCAUAUCCUCCAGCUGGUGGUGUCUGUACCAUACUUUGUGAUCUUUCUGACCUCAAGUUGGCUGCUAGAGUCUGCUCGGUGGCUCAUUAUCAACAAUAAACCAGAGGAAGGCUUAAAGGAACUUAGAAAAGCUGCACACAGGAGUGGAAUGAAGAAUGCCAGAGACACCCUAACCCUGGAGAUUUUGAAAUCCACCAUGAAAAAAGAACUGGAGGCAGCACAAAAAAAAAAACCUUCUCUGUGUGAAAUGCUCCACAUGCCCAACAUAUGUAAAAGGAUCUCCCUCCUGUCCUUUACGAGAUUUGCAAACUUUAUGGCCUAUUUUGGCCUUAAUCUCCAUGUCCAGCAUCUGGGGAACAAUGUUUUCCUGUUGCAGACUCUCUUUGGUGCAGUCAUCCUCCUGGCCAACUGUGUUGCACCUUGGGCACUGAAAUACAUGAACCGUCGAGCAAGCCAGAUGCUUCUCAUGUUCCUACUGGCAAUCUGCCUUCUGGCCAUCAUAUUUGUGCCACAAGAAAUGCAGACGCUGCGUGAGGUUUUGGCAACGCUGGGCUUAGGAGCGUCUGCUCUUGCCAAUACCCUUGCUUUUGCCCAUGGAAAUGAAGUAAUUCCCACCAUAAUCAGGGCAAGAGCUAUGGGGAUCAAUGCAACCUUUGCUAAUAUAGCAGGAGCCCUGGCUCCCCUCAUGAUGAUCCUAAGUGUGUAUUCUCCACCCCUGCCCUGGAUCAUCUAUGGAGUCUUCCCCUUCAUCUCUGGCUUUGCUUUCCUCCUCCUUCCUGAAACCAGGAACAAGCCUCUGUUUGACACCAUCCAGGAUGAGAAAAAUGAGAGAAAAGACCCCAGAGAACCAAAGCAAGAGGAUCCCAGAGUGGAAGUGACGCAGUUUUAAGGAAUUCCGGGAGCUGACUGCCGAUCAAUGAGCCAGAUGAAGGGAACAAUCAGGACUAUUCCUAGAUACUAGCAAAAUCUAGAAAAUAAAAAACAAGGCUGGGUGCGGUGGCUCACGCCUGUAAUCCCAGCACCUUGGGAGGCUGAGGCGGGCAGAUCAUGAGGUCAGGAGAUCAAGACCACCCUGGCCAACAUGGUGAAACCCUGUCUCUACUAAAACAAAUACAAAACUUCGCUGGGCACAGUGGCAUAGGCCUUUAAUUCCAGCUACUUGGGAGGCUGAGGCAGGAGAAUUACUUGAACCCAGGAGGUGGAAAUUGCAAUGAGCCAAGAUUGGGCCACUGCACUCCAGCCUGGUGACAGAGCGAGACUGUCUCAAAAAAAAAAAAAAAGAAAGAAAGAAAGAAAGAAAGAAAAGAAAAGAAAUAACAAGAUAUAGUGAGUAAGUAGAUUCACUUCACAAUUGUGGUACUAAAUAACUAAAUAUAAGCUAUCUACAUAUAAUAGUAAGAAAAAGUUUGAAGAAAAUUAUAUAACACUUUAAAAUCAAUCAUAAUAGACUAUUUAUGUAGUUAUAGGUCCCUAGCAAGUUUCUGGAUAGGAAGAUUGAAUACUAUUAAACACAAUGUGUCUUCUUCAAUUAUUUGAUAGACUAACUGGUGGGAUAAUUACAAUGAAAAAUCUGCUACUUUUACAAAAACUUUAAAAUAAAUUCAAAUUUAUCUAGGAAUUAAUAGUAGACAUUUGGUUCAGAAAAAAGAAGAUCAGGGAGUGAAAAUGUAGCUGUCAGGUAAGUGGGGUAGCAUGCACAGAAUUUUAUCAUAAGUUGUAAUAUUCAUAACAUUAUUAGCAGAUGCAUUUACAAAACAAAGAAAUUCAAAAGUAGACUUUAGUAUGUAUAACAUUUAAUGUGUAACAAUUUCAGCAUUGUACAUUCUUAGAGGAAACACCUAAUUAUGGAAUAAAUAGCAUUAGCCAACUAAUCAGAAAUAAAUGACUAACAAUUCAACUUUAUAUCCUGUAUUAGUCAGGGUUCUCUAAAGCAAGAGAAAUAAUAGAAUAUAUGUGUAUAUAAAAGUGAGUUUAUUAGGAGAAUUGACUCACACAGUCACAGGAUGAAGUCCCACACUAGGCAAUUUGCAAGCUGAGGAGCCAGGAAGCCAGUCCAAGUCCCAAAACCCCAAAAGUAGGGAAGCCGACCAUAUAGCCUUCAGUCUGUGGCCAAAAGCCUGAGAGCCCCUGACAAAUCACUGGUGUGAGUCCAAGAGUUCAAAAGCUAAGGAACCUGAAGUCGGAUGUUUGAGGGCAGGAAGUAUCCAGCAUGGGAGAAAGAUGAAGGCUGAAAGACUCAGCAAGUCUGCCCUUUCCAUCUUCUUCUGCCUGCUUUAUUCUAGCUGCACUGGCAGCUGACUAGAUGGUGCCCACCCAGAUUGAGGGUGGGUCUGCCUCUCCCAGUCCACUGACUCAAAUGUUAAUCUCCUUUGGCAACACCCUCACAGACACACCCAGGAACUAUACUUUGCAUCCUUCAAUCCAAUCAAGUUGACACUCAAUAUUAACCAUCACAUUUCCUAAACCAAUAUACCAAUUAUUGAUUAUGAUUAUGACAAUCAUUUCACAUUGUAUACAUACGUGUAUCAUCACACUGUACAUCUCAAAUAUAUGCAAGUUUUAUUUGUCAAUCAUACUUCAGUAUAGCUGAGAACAAGUUAAAUGGAACAAAUAAACCAUGCUUUCAAAGGAGCCUUGGCUACCAAAAUUCAAAAAAGAAAAACAUGUUAUUAAUAGGAAAGUAAAUUCCAAAUAAAUGUAUAUAUACUUGACUACGCAUUUAAGCCUUCUGUGAAGAAAACCCAAGAAAUUAUGGGAGAAAGCUAUAAAAAUAUACAACAAAAUGAUUAAAAACAUUAAAUUUUCAUGGUAGACCUCAAAGUUAUUUAACUUUCUUCUUUGUAAGUGUAUUCUAAGUUGAAGCAAGGAAUAUGCAACAGCUUAAAAUUUUAUAAAUUCUAUAAUUUUUUCACAGAAUUAGGAAAAACAAUUUUAAAAAUCACAUGGAACCAAAAAAACAGCCUGCAUAGCCAAAGCAAUACUAAGCAAAAGGAAUAAAUUGGAGGCAUCACAUUAUCCAACUUCAAAUUAUACCACAAGUCUAUAGUAACCAAAACAGCAUGGUACUUGUAUAAAAGUAGACACAUAGACCAAAGGAACAGAAUAGAGAACCCAGAAAUAGAGCCCCAUACUUACAACCAACCUAUCUUCAACAAAGCAUACAAAAACAUAAAUAGGGGAAAGAACAUCCUGUUCAAUAAAUGGUGCAGGGAAAACUGGAUAGCCACAUAUAGAAGAAUAAAACUGAAUCCCUAUCUCUUGCCAUCUACAAAAAUCAACUCAAGAUGGAUCAAAGACUUAAAUUUAAGUCCUAAAAAUUCUAGAAGAAAAUCUAGCAAAAACAUUUCUGGACAUUGGUCUGGGCAAAGAAUUUAUGUCUGAGACCCCAAAAGCAAAUGCAACAAAAACAAAAAUAAAUAAAUAGGAUCUAAUUAAAUUUAAAAAAUUCUUCACAACAAAAGAAAUAAUCAGAAGAGUAAACAGACAACCCACAGUGUAGGAGACAAUAUUCACAAAUCAUCAUCUUACAAAGGACUAAUAUCCAGAAUCUACAAGGAACUCAAAUCAGCAAGAAAAAAACAAUCUCCUCCAAAAGUGGGUAGGACAUGAAUAGAUAAUUCUCAAAAGAAGAUGUACAAACAGCCAACAAACAUAUGAAAAAAUGCUUAAGUGCAAGAAGGGCGAUUAAAAUGUCAAAAAAAAUAGAUGUUGGCAUGUAUGUGUUGAAACGGGAAUACUUAUACACUGUUGUAUCCUCUCUGGAACACAGUAUGAAGAUUUUUCAAAGAAUUAAGAGUAGUAGAGAAAAUAGCGGAUGUACCAUUCAAUCCCGCAAUCCCACUGCUCGGUAUCUACCUGUAUUAGUCUGUUCUCACACUGCUAUAAAGAACUGCCCGAGACUGAAUAAUUUAUAAAGGAAAGAGGUUUAAUUGACUCACAGUUCUGCAUGACUGGGGAGGCCUCAGGAAACUUACAAUCAUGGCAGAAGGGGAACCAAAUACUUCCUUCUUCAAAUGAUGGCAGGAAGGAGAAGAAUGAGUGCUGAGCAAAGGAGGAUGCCCCUUAUGAAAUCAUCAGAUCUUGUGAGAACUUAGUCACUAUCACAGAAACCGCAGCACGGGAGUAACUGCCCCCAUGAUUCAGUUACCUCCCACCGGGUCCCUCCCAUGAUACAUGGCGAUUAUGGGAACUACAAUUCAAGAUGAGAUUUGGGUGGGGACACAGCCAAACCAUAACACUACCCAAAGGAAAAGAAGCCAUUAUUAAAAAAAAAAAAAAACCUGCAUGCAUGUUUAUUGCAGCACAAUUCACAAUUGCAAAAAUAUGGAACCAACCUAAGUGCCCAGCCACCAAUCAGUGGAUAAAUAAAAUGUGGUACAUAUACAUCAUGGAAUACUACUCAGCCAUAAAAAGAAACAAAAUAAUGUCUUUUGCAGCAACUUAGAUUGGCUGGAGGCCAUUAUUCUAAGUGAAGUAACUCAGGAAUGGAAAACCAAAUAUUGUACGUUCUCACUUAUAAGUGGGAGCUAAGCUACAGGUAUACAAAACACAUGGAGUGGUAUAAUGGACAUUAGAUACUCAGAAGGGGAGGGGAAAAAACCCUACAUAUUGGGUACAAUAUACACUACUUAGGUGAUGGAUGCACUAAAACCUCCAACUUUACCAGUAUACAAUUCAUCCAUAUAACCAAAAACCACUUGUACCCCAAAAGCUAUUGAAAUAAAAAAUAUACAUAUAUUUAAAAUUCAGAUGACAUCCACUCAGAAAAAAAUUAUAAAUUAUUGUUAUAUUUUAAAUUAUAAAAUACAAGAUAAAUUUUAGAAGACAUACAUAUUUAGAUUUCUUAUGUCUAUGAAAAAAGAAUACAUGAUUCAAUAUACUAUUGGGGAACACCAAGAACAUAUAAUUUUCAAAGGACUAAAGUCACAUGACUAAACAUUUAUGAAAAAGUGUGCAAGCCUAUUGGAAAUAGAAUAGCAUAAAAGGUCCAGAAAUAAAUCCAAGCAUAUAUGGCCAACUAAUUUUGGACAGGGACACCAGAAAGACACAAUUGAAAAAGGGUACCCUCUUCAAUAAACAGUGCUAGAAAAAAAUUGUAUUUCCACAUGUAAAGGAAUAAAAUCGAAUCCUUAUCUUACACCAUAUACAAAAAUCAACUUAAAAUGAAUAAAAGACCUACAUGUAAGACCAUAAAACUCUUGGAAUAAAACGUAGGAGAAAGAAGAGAACAUAGCUCCUUGACAUUGGCCUUGGCAACAAUUCCAUUCCUCGGAUAAUACACUAAAAGGUCACGCUACAAAAGCAAAUAUAAAUAGAUAGGACUACAUUAAGCCAAAAUGUUUCUGCACAGCAAAGGAAACAACAAAAUGAAAAGGCAACCUAUGGAUUGGAAAUAUUUGCAAACUAUAUAUCUGAUAAGAGGUUAAUAUCCAAAAUUUAUGUAAAAACUUACACAACUCAUUAGUAAGAAAAUAUAUAAUUCAAUAAUAAAUGGACAAAAUGCCUGAAUAGAUAUUUCUCCAAAGUUGACAUAAAAAUGGCCAACAGGUAUAGGACAAGGUGCUCAACAUCACUAUUCAUGAGGACAGAAUAAUGCAAAUCAAAACUACUAUGAGAUGUCACCUUAUAUUCCUUAAAAUAGCUAUUAUUUAAAAGGUGAGUUAACAAGUAUCGUCAAGAGCAUGUACUUUGGCAUUGUUGGUGGAAUGUAAAUUGCUGCAGCCAUUAGGGAAAACAUUAUAAAGGUACCAUGUAACAAAACUUCACAAGUAUCACCUGAACCUAAAAUAAAAGUUAAAAAGAAAAGAUUCCACCCCAAAAUUAAAGAUAGAACUACCAUGUGAUCCAGCAACCCCUCUUCUGGGUAUAUACCCAAAAGAAAUGAAAGUACCACCUUGUAAAAACAUCUGCACUCCCAUUUUCAUUGAAGCAUUAUGCACAAUUACCAAGAUACAGAAACAAUCUAGGUGUCCAUCAACAGAUGAAUGAAAAAGGAAACUGUAAUGUUUACACACACACACACACACACACACACACACGAGUAAUAUUAUUCAGCCUUUAAAAAGGAGAUAUUCAAUUGUACCCUAAAUCUCAGCAUCACACAAUAUAUCCAGGUAACAAAUCUGCACAUGUGCCCCCUAAAUCUAAAAUAAAAGUUGGAAUUAUAAAAAAAAAAUAAGAGGAGAUUCUGCCAUUUGCCACUACAUGGAUGUACCUGGAAAACAUUAGGCUAAAUAAAAUAAGCCAGACACAAAAAGGAAAACAUUGCAUGACCUCACUUAUAUGUGGGAAAAAGGUCAAAUAAAUGGAGAUAGAGAACAAAAUAGCAGUUACCAGAGACAAGAUGGGAAGGAGGAAAUGGGGAGAUGUAGGUCAAAGUACAAGAUAUGUAGGAUAAACAAGGCUAAAGAGCUCAUGUACAACAUGAAGACUAUAGUUGAUAAUAGAGUAUAGAAUUCAGAAUUUUUGCUAAAUGACUAAAUUAUAGAUGUUCUUGCCACAGAGUGAAAACUAAGUUAACUAUAUGAGGUGAUAGAUAUGUUAAUUUGCUUCACCAUGGUGACUAUUUUAUACACACACACACACACACACACACACACACACACAUAUAACUCUCAUAGCAUUAUGUUGUAUACCUUAAAUAUACAUAAUUAAAUUUAUUUUUAAAAAGAAGAGAAAACUCAUAACAUGAAAAAAAUUAUUAGGUCAUCAUGUAAUAGCAACUAAGCAGUAUGCUAGAAGCUCUGAAUGCACAGAAGAAAUGAAAAAAAGACAUCACACAGAUUUCAUAGAUAUGAGUAUUUGUCUGCAAAUAUAGAUGUAACAUUGCAUUUUAGUUGCUACCAGUAACAAAAUUUCAAUUUAAAUUCCAUCUUGCCUCUGGGUUGGCAAAAAAAAAAAAAAAAAUGCAAAUAAGUUAUUUUGAGGAAUUAUUUCCACAAAUCUUUCACAUCAAAGUUAUCUAGACUCCACAGACACAUGCAGAGUGUGUCAAGAAAUAAAGUAGUAAUAAUGGAAGAUUGCACUCAUUAUCAGUUAUCCACUUAGAGGUUAUCAUGUAACUACUGAGCCUGCACACACUCAGUGCUGAAACUCUACCAUUCCCAUCACAAUGAGGCAUUGAAAUGGGGAUUCUGGUGUGGCCACUCACCUCCAUUUGCAACCACACUGUUAGGAGUUCUCUGAUUCCAUGGAGUAUCCUAAAGGUAAGUACCGGAUUCUGGUUCCCCCAGGACCCAGAGACACUCCUCCACCCUCACCCUUCCCAAAUACUCAACUUAUUUUGAUAAACUCUUUAGCUCUUGCACAGACCCUCUAGUUACACUGUCAAUUUAGCUUUUGAAAAAAAUAGUCUUUAAGACUUCUUUUGCUUAUCAGCUUCAAAACACCUUCCAAGGGAUCAAAAAGUAAAGACAUGACAACCCGCAGGAAUGUGGGAAAGAGGAUAUUCCAGGAAAUCAUCCAUAAUGGAUAUCAUGAGUUUAUCCAGUCUCAUUCUUGUGCCUAAUGAAAUGUUUGAUAGCCCAUUAUGAUGAAGACUGAAAUGUAUGAUAGCCCAUUAUGAUGAAGACUACAUGGCAUCCGUUUCUGUGCAUCACCCCAGAAGAUAGUGGUCAGUUCAUAAACACGAUGUUUCAUGGAAGAGAAUUUCCCACAGGUCUUCAUGAGUCUUUAAAGCUACAGACCAGUGCUUGUGGCCCAACAGAUAAUAUUUUUACUGGAGAAGUCUAGUGAGCACAACUGUAAAAAAAAUCUACUAUGGUGGGGUGAGUGAACGGGUUUCCUUUCCAUUUGACUUGGAGUAACAGAAGCAUUCUUCAAAGACCUAUUUAAUAUUUUGCAGUGAUUAUCAUUUUGAAAUAGGAUUAUCAGUGAACAUCUGUAACUCACUCUUUGUUGUCCAGUGUUUCCUGAACGGAAUUUUGUAAAAAGAAAAAAAAUCAGAGAACUAAUGAAUACAUUUGAAAUCAUUGAGGAAAUGCUGGAAAUUAGGGCUAAUUAUCUUUCCUAAUUGUGGUAAAGGAGCUUCUUCCUGGACAUGGAUAUUCAUAGCCUGUUAUCCAAACCCUCCUGAGCCAUGUAGCUAUAGAUAUUUUUUGAAAGUCAUGUGCUAUAAAUCAUGAUUCUAAUAAUUAGCUGGAUAUAAUACCAUGGAAUCCAGUCUUAAUUUUGUAAAGAACAGUACAUAAAACAAGUGCAGCUAAAGAAACACAAAUACCACAAGAUCUAACUUAUUUGUGGAAUCUAAAAACUUCAAACUCAGAAGUGUGCUGCCAGUAAGGUGGCAGAAUAAGAAGUCAUCCACUUGUAUCCCCCAAAAACAACAAGAAUUCUGUACCUGUCAACAGAGAAAAAGCCUCUUUACAGGAGCUGGGGACUGAGGUUGAAGUCUGUGAAACCCCAGUGGAGCCCAAGACUUUGAAAAGUCAUUUUAAGAGUGCAGGCCCACACCCAGAUGGCAGGCCUACCAAUCAUGCUCCUGCAUUGAAAGUUUGAAAGAGCCUCAUUUCCCAAAGGGCUUAGCUACAGCCUUGUAUGGCCUUGACCCUGGAACCAAAACUAUCUGCCAAAGCCUCCAGGAGGAAUCACAACAAUAUCUGGGCAAAAAGGUUUGACUGCCCACCAACAUUGGUCUCAGCAGUGGACUGGAAAUUUACCCUAUAAAAGCUACAGUUCCCCUCAACUGUGGUCACAGAUUGACACUGCUUGCACAAGGCCUCAGAAAGAGCUCUCAUGUGUGACACCAGGACAGGCUUGAAAGCCUCUGUUCCACAGCACAGUCUAAAUGGGCUCUAUCUUUCAGCCCAGGCAUUAUCUUGCCCAAGCAGAGAAUGGCUGGGAGUCACCCAUCUGAGCCUCCAUAACGGGCUUACUAGGUUCCAUCUCAUUGCAGAGCCUGAAGGAGCCAAUCUCAGCUCAAAUCCAUUGGUGCCACAGCCAGGGAAUUAUCUGACCUGUACAAGGAACAGCUGGGAGACAUGCCCAUCUGAACAACUGGGACAGGCUUGCCAGCAUCUGUUCCAUAGCAGGUCCUCAAGGGGCCAGGUCUUAGACCCAGCCCCUCUUGCUGCAAUGAGGGAAUAAUCCCAAAGGCACAGGGAUCUGCUGGGAAACUCACCCCAUCUGAGCCUCUCUGACAGACUUAUCAGACUGUGUCUCACAGAAAUUCUUGAAGGGGCACAGUCUCAGCUUCAGCCUCUUACUGCCAUAGCCAGAAAACUAUCCCACCUAUGCAGGGAACUGCUGGGAAAUGCACCUAUCUGAAGUAACAGGACAGGGUUUCUAGCUUCCAUCCCAUAGCAGAUCCUAAAAGGGUCAAAUGUCAGCUCCAGCACCUGUCACUGCAGUCAGGUAACUAUCCUACCUGUGCUGGGAACUGCUUAGAUAUGUGCCCGUCUGAGCCACCAGAAGAGGCUUGUGAUGCAUCCUCUUUCUCACAGAAGAUUCUUAAAAGGCCCAGUCUCAGCUCCAGCCCUUUUCUGCAACAGCCUGGAAACUAUCCUACCUGUGCAGUGAACUUCUGGGAGAUGCUGUCGUCCAAGACACCAGCACAGGCUUGCCAUCCUCUGUCCCACAGUAGGACAUGAAGAGGCCUUAGUGCUACACUAGAUCAAGCACUUAUGAAUCUAGUGACCAUGACAAACAGCAUGCUCAGAGUUGCUGGAUAGACCUCUUGUACAAGAACUGUCACAGAGAAAUCCAGACUGUGAACACUAAAAUAAAUACCUAUUUCUUCAAUGAAUAGACAUUGAUGCACAACCACAAGGAUCAAAAACAAUCAAAGAUAAAUGAUGUCAGAAGAUGGCAGAAUAGGAACAGCUCCGAUCUACAGCUCCCAGCGUGAGGGACGCAGAAGACGGGUGAUUUCUGCAUUUCCAUCUCAGGUACCGGGUUCAUCUCACUAGGGAGUGCCAGAGAGUGGGUGCAGGACAAUGGGUGCAGCACACCGUGUGGGAGCCAAAGCAGGGCGAGGCAUUGCCUCACUCGGGAAGCACAAGGGGUCAGGGAGUUCCCUUUCCUAGUCAAAGAAAAGGGUGACAGACGGCACCUGGAGAAUCAGGUCACUCCCACCCUAAUACUGCACAUUUCCAGCGGGCUUAAGGAACAGCACACCAGGAGAUUGUAUCCCGCACCUGGCUCGGAGGGUCCUGAGCCCACAGAGUAUCGCUGAUUGCUAGCACAGUAGUCUGAGAUCAAACUGCAAGGCAGCAGUGAGGCUGGGGGAAGGGCACCUGCCAUUGCCCAGGCUUGCUUAGGUAAACAAAGCAGCCAGGAAGCUCGAACUGGGUGGAGCCCACAACAGCUCAAGGAGGCCUGCCUGCCUCUGUAGGCUCCACUUCUGGGGGCAGGACAGAGACAAACAAAAAGACAGCAGUAACCUCUGCAGACUUAAAUGUCCCUGUCUGACAGCUUCGAAGAGAGUAGUGGUUCUCCCAGCACGCAGCUGGGGAUCUGAGAAUGGGCAGACUGCCUCCUCAAGUGGGUCCCUGACCCCCGAGCAGCCUAACUGGAAGACACCCCCCAGUAGGGGCAGACUGACACCUCGCACGGCCGGAUACUCCUCUGACACAAAACUUCCAGAGGACCGAUCAGGCAGCAGCAUUUGCAGUUCAUGAAAAUCCACAGUUCUGCAGCCACCACUGCUGAUACCCAGGCAAACAGGGUCUGGAGUGGACCUCUAGCAAACUCCAACAGACCUGCAGCUGAGGGUCCUGUCUGUUAGAAGGAAAACUAACAAACAGAAAGGACAUCCACACCAAAAACCCAUCUGUAUGUCACCAUCAUCAAAGACCAAAAGUAGAUAAAACCACAAAGAUGGGGAAAAAACAGCAGAAAAACUGGAAACUCUAAAAAGCAGAGCACCUCUCCUCCUCCAAAGGUUCGCAGUUCCUCACCAGCAACAGAACAAAGCUGGAUGGAGAAUGACUUUGACGAGUUGAGAGAAGAAGGCUUCAGACAAUCAAACUACUCCGAGCUACAGGAGGAAAUUCAAACCAAUGGUAAAGAAGUUAAAAACUUAGAAAAAAAAUUAGACAAAUGUAUAACUAGAAUAACCAAUGUAGAGAAGUGCUUAAAGGGGCUGAUGGAGCUGAAAGCCAAGGCACGAGAACUACAUGAAGAAUGCAGAAGCCUCAGGAGCUGAUGCGAUCAACUGGAAGAAAGGGUAUCAGUGAUGGAAGAUGAAAUGAAUGAAAUGAAGUGAGAAGAGAAGUUUAGAGAAAAAAGAAUAAA
This is a messenger RNA of Pan troglodytes (chimpanzee), 12304 nucleotides long. It is a transcript of the gene SLC22A9, whose product is annotated as solute carrier family 22 member 9. The record is from RefSeq and is a predicted model, not a curated record. The transcript has 11 exons. NCBI's taxonomy places the organism in Eukaryota, Metazoa, Chordata, Mammalia, Primates, Hominidae. Gene Ontology annotation, molecular function: transmembrane transporter activity. The coding region runs from base 300 to 1961 and encodes 553 amino acids. Gene Ontology annotation, biological process: transmembrane transport.